ACCAUGCCGCUCACGAAAGCAAGAAGAGCAGUCAAGAGAUCAGCUUCCGCCAGAGCCGGAGGCGGCAGAUCCAUGUCCAUGGCCCCUCCGCCCGGGCCACCGCCGCUGCCUCCCGGGGUCUACUUCAACCCGACGCACGCGGAGAGCAUAGCGUUCCUCAACCGGUGGAUCGCCGGCGACGACAAGAUGCCCGACGCGCGGGGGUUCAUCUUCCACGCCGACAUGUACGCCGACGACCCCUACGCGCUGGAGCAGCUACACCCGCCGGCCAGCGACCGUGACGGCAAGCAGACGUGGUGGUUCCUCGGCGAGUCCAAGUUCCAGAGCCCGUUCAGCACUACGUCACGCCGCGCCAGUGCCCCACCGAUGCCGACCAGACGGAUGUCUACGACUGCGAGGAGGACGGCGUGACGGCGA
This is a messenger RNA of Hordeum vulgare subsp. vulgare (domesticated barley), 417 nucleotides long. RefSeq names its product NAC transcription factor 56-like. The record is from RefSeq and is a predicted model, not a curated record. Gene Ontology annotation, molecular function: DNA binding. NCBI's taxonomy places the organism in Eukaryota, Viridiplantae, Streptophyta, Magnoliopsida, Poales, Poaceae. The coding region runs from base 4 to 411 and encodes 135 amino acids. The transcript has a single exon. Gene Ontology annotation, biological process: regulation of DNA-templated transcription.